This is a messenger RNA of Durusdinium trenchii, 1505 nucleotides long. The record is from the annotation of a GenBank genome assembly. NCBI's taxonomy places the organism in Eukaryota, Dinophyceae, Suessiales, Symbiodiniaceae.
AAGACCGUUUGGCUCAAACCGCGAGGAGGGGGCGAGAUCUUCAGAGGCAUUCCGCACCGAUUCACCCGGAAACAAAGAGUCCGGGAAAAUGAGGAUUGCGAUGUUCUCUUGGGAGUCUUUGCAUUCCAUCGCCGUGGGUGGCGUGGCUCCUCACGUCACCGAGUUGGCGGCAGCGCUGCAACGUCGGCAACAUGAGGUUCACAUCUUCACUCGGCGUGGUGACGGUCAGCAAUUACACGAGGAGAUUUAUGGAGUCAUGUACCACCGUGUACAAUGCCCCCCUAGCGAUGAUUUCGUCGACUCCAUGGAAAAGAUGUGCAAUUCCAUGGUGUGGUGCUUUGGUGAGACGGUGUCAAUGGUGGGCGAUUUUGACAUCGCACACGCUCACGACUGGAUGGCAUGCAAGGCAAUGGUGCAAUGCAAAAAUUCUCAUGGUCUUCGCUGCAUCUUCACUUUCCACAGCACAGAGCAGGGUCGAAGCGGAGGCCCUGGAGGUGGCUCCGAGCGCGUGGCAUCGAUGGAAGGCGAAGCAGCCUUUGUCGCAGAUCGUGUCAUUGCGGUCUCCGAGCGGCUGAAGGAAGAGCUUUGUGACACCUAUCAGCUUCCUGAGGCCAAGGUCUGGGUGGUUCACAAUGGCAUCCAGUGUGCACGAUUUGACGGGAUGUUGGAAGAUCCUGGUUCUGUGAAAGGAACUUAUGGCAUUGGUCCAUUGGACCCUGUGGUGCUUUUUGUCGGGCGCAUGGUGGGUGGAAUGAAGGGCGGCGACAUUUUGAUCGAAGCGGUGCCAGAUAUCUUACAAUGCCAUGCCGAUGCGAAGGUGGUUUUUGUCGGUGAUGGAGACAACAAGAUGCAUUGCGAUCACAGGGCCAAGGAGCUCAACGUGGAAGCUUCCUGUCGGUUCUUAGGCGCACGCUCUGGUGAAGAGCUGGUCAAUUUGCGGCGGGUUGGCCGGCAGCUUCUGGGCGCCAGCUUGCAUAAAACACAUGGUCUCUCUGAAAUGGUUCAAGAUCGCUGAUUGUGUGGUUGUGCCCAGCAGAUAUGAACCUUUUGGUCUCACGGUGUGUGAGGGAUGGGCGGCUGGAAAAGUGGUGGUUGCUUCUGACCAAGUGGGCUGCCCAGUGAGCCACGGUGAGGACGGUUGGGUGGUGUCCGCCACGCCUGAGGGCGUCGCCUGGGGCGUGUCAGAGGUCUUUCGUGACUGGGACAGGGCCAGAGAGAUGGGUUCCAAAGGCCGAGUGAAAGCAGCUUUCUCCUUGUCGUGGGAUACUGUGGCACAACUCACAGAGAGGGCCUACCAGGAAUUCUAAGAGGGCCUAAGGCGGACUUCCGGCAUAUCACUUUUCUUUUUGAUUGCAGUCUUUUGAACUCUUGGGCAAUCUUCAACUGUUUCCGUUUGUUUCAACGCUCUCGCAGCGAAAUAGUUGCGGCAGAGUCUCCAAUCCUGCGGCUCGUGCUCGAAAAGCACGGGACAGUGCAACCGGAUGAAAGAUGAAAGACAAGAAAAA